AUGGCGUCCAAUGGCACGACCUCUUCCUUUUGUCUGGACCCUGCUGCGUUGAAGAUCACCGUCAGCGUGGUCCUCACCCUCCUCAUCCUCAUCACCAUCGCUGGCAAUGUAGUCGUCUGCCUGGUGGUGGGCUUGAACCGCCGGCUCCGCAGUCUGACCAACUGCUUCAUCGUGUCCUUGGCCAUCACUGACCUGCUCCUCGGCCUCCUGGUGCUGCCCUUUUCGGCCUUCCACCAGCUGUCCUGCAGGUGGAACUUCGGCAAGGUCUUCUGCAAUAUCUAUACCAGCCUAGAUGUCAUGCUCUGCACGGCCUCCAUCCUCAACCUCUUCAUGAUCAGCCUCGACCGGUACUGCGCCGUCACAGAUCCCCUGCGCUACCCCAUGCUGGUCACCCCUGUCCGUGUCACCAUCUCCCUGGUCUUAAUUUGGGUCAUCUCCAUCACCCUAUCCUUCCUGUCUAUCCACCUGGGAUGGAACAGCAGGACUGAGACCAGCAGUGCCAAUCACACCAUCCCAAAGUGCAAAGUCCAGGUCAACUUGGUGUAUGGCCUGGUGGAUGGGCUGGUCACCUUCUACCUGCCUCUGCUGGUCAUGUGCAUCACCUACUACCGCAUCUUCAAGAUCGCGUGGGAUCAGGCCAAGAGGAUCCAUAACGUCGGCUCCUGGAGGGCAGCCACCAUCAGGGAACACAAAGCCACAGUGACCCUGGCAGCCGUGAUGGGGGCCUUCAUCAUCUGCUGGUUCCCCUACUUCACCGUGUUUGUUUACCGUGGGCUAAAAGGGGAUAAUGCCGUCAACGAGACCUUCGAAGCCGUGGUUCUGUGGCUGGGCUAUGCCAACUCAGCCCUGAACCCCAUCCUGUACGCUGCACUGAAUAGAGACUUCCGCACGGCAUACCAGCAGCUCUUCUGCUGCAGCCCCACUGACCACAACACCCACAGAACUUCUCUGAAGUCCAACAGCUCUCAGCUGAUGAGGAUUCCAAGCCAAGGACCCAGGUGGCAGGAAGAGAGGCCCCUGAGGCUCCAGGUGUGGAGUGGGACAGAGGUCACGGCCCCCCAGGGAGCCACAGACAGGAAGGCAGCGAUGUCCUGCACCCUGUGCUCCAGCAAUCUUCUGAGCUGCUGCAAGAGACUGUGGGCGCUUAGGUUCCUCCAGAGACACGUAGGAGGGCCCUUGGAGGAGCAGCCGGGAGAGCCACUGACUGAGGAGCUGCUAAGGACACUGGCCCAGGAAUCGGUGAGGAUGCUGCCCUCUGAGGCUGUCUAG
Molecule: messenger RNA, 1269 nt
Organism: Eubalaena glacialis (North Atlantic right whale)
Lineage: Eukaryota; Metazoa; Chordata; Mammalia; Artiodactyla; Balaenidae
Gene: HRH2
Product: histamine receptor H2
Exons: 2
Coding region: 1-1269 (422 amino acids)
Biological process (GO): gastric acid secretion; positive regulation of vasoconstriction; chemical synaptic transmission
Cellular component (GO): dendrite; membrane
Molecular function (GO): G protein-coupled serotonin receptor activity; histamine receptor activity; neurotransmitter receptor activity
Source: RefSeq, a predicted model, not a curated record